CGCAGGUUGAACAAAAAAUAUUCGAUCGAGACUAUCACGAGUACGCGCGAAGGAUCAUGGUUUCGUCGGCGAUAUUUGGCGCCGCGGCCGGCACGGGAUUAGCCCUGGUGGUGGCCAUGACGAUCCUAGUCUAUCGAUACUAUGCUGUGAAGCAGAAGGGAAAGUGGAAUUGGAGCAAUCUCGAUCGCUGGCCAGAUCCACCGACCAUCAGGAACAGCAUCGCUGAUGACCGGCUUCAUUACCACCACUGUCAUACGCCACCGCCGUCGCACGUGCUGGACUGCUGGAAAAAGCCUCAUAAGAGUUACUACGCCGUGCAAAUCGGGGAAUUCAAUAUUGCAAAGGAGCAGCAUGCUGUGCAACCCUUGACAUCUGAAUCGGGCUUACCUCAUCAAAGCCGCAGUUGCCCAGGCGGCGGUCGAACAUUGGCGAGAAACUCGUCCAUCAGCUCGCAGAGCUCGCUGGAGGGUACAUCUUGCUCCUCGAGUCAUCGCGGAUCAUCGCCCCAGAUCAGGGCAUUCGGUCCGGAUGGACGGCAUCAUGCUCGACACGACCCUUUACACGCCGCCUUCUCGUAUCCACCCAGCAGGAACUCAAGUUUCGGAACUUCCCACAGGUCCCCUUCACCAGCUAGGGCGGCGUCCUUGGAUGCACGUUGUGGAAGUCCUGCCAGUUACUCGGGCAGCCUGCAUAGUGGAAAUGCGUCGCCUUCGCAAACCUCUUUGUCGUCAGUGGCAACGGGCGUAAGUUCCACUUGCGCGUGUUCGCCAAUAAAUGCCGUUCAAGGCACUUCAAGACAGGCCAGUCGUUGCUUGUCGCCUCUUCUCAUCCCGCCGCCACGUGCUUCUAUAAGCGGCAACAACGGUGGCCCAAUACCGCCUGCUUCCCCGCUUGGUUCUUUACAACCGGAUCUCUACCAAAAGCAAGACAGUAAAGUCUUUCUCAGCGCCCGCAGGACGGGGAAGCACCUGGGCGAGCUUCACCUGCGCUUAAAGUAUGACUUCGAUAGAUCGGACUUACACGUGCACUUGAUCGAGGCAAAGGAUCUCGCUGGCAGCGAUCAAGGCGGCUUCAACGAUCCCUACGUAAAAUUGACCCUCAGCCCGGAAGUGGACACCAGGAAGAGGCAGACUCAGAUCCAUCGGAACAAUCCGAAUCCGAGUUUCAAUCAGCACUUCAAGUUCCCCGUUAGCUACGAGGAACUGCAGGAAAAGACCUUAGUUUUGCAGGUGUUCGAUUACGAUCGCUUCUCGAGGAACGAUGUGGUGGGUUCCCUGAGGGUGGCAAUGGACGGUCUCGAGCCGGUCUCCUCCACUUCCUGGACAGACGUCUGGGGAGAAAUAGCGAGGGAGCGCAAGCCGCCGGAAGAAAUCCAAGAAGUUUUAGUUUCAUUGUCCUACUUGCCGAGCGCUGAGAGGCUUACCGUGCUCAUAAUGAAAGCCAGGAAUCUGUUUCCCCAGCAGGAUAAGGACACUUUAGAUCCGUUUGCAAAAGUCAGCCUUCUCUGUGGUGAAAGAAGAAUAAAGAAGAAAAAGAAGACAGCCGUUAGAAGGGCAACGAUGAAUCCCGUUUGGAACGAAGCAAUGUCAUUUAACAUACCUGCCUCGUCACUUGCAUCAUCGGCUAUAGAGGUGCGUGUGUUGGAUUCGAGCAGCGAGUUGAUGGGCGGAAACGCCGUGGUCGGAACCUGCAUUAUCGGACCCGCUACAGGCUCGGACAGCGGCAACAGUCAAGGACGAGAGCACUGGCUCCAAAUGACGUUAUCGCCGAGGAAGCAAAUCGCGCAAUGGCACACGCUACAUUAGCUUGAUCAUUGCAAUCGAAACGUAUUUGACUUAAUUCAAAGUAAUUCACGUUCUCGCUCUCGAAGAACGAGAACAAUCCCAUCGUAACGAAUAGUCGGACGACCACGUAUACAUAAUGAAACAUGUAGCGGUAUUACAAAAACAGUAAAAAAGCGAGAAAGAAUAUAUAUAUAUUUCCCUAAAAGGAAAAAAAAGAUAAGGAGAAAUGUCCCACUGAGAAACUGUUCUUCUGCACUUUUAUAGAUAUAUUAAUGGUCAUUCAACAUAUCGUCUAAAACGUCGAUGUACAAGAGAAAAAGAAAAAAAAGAAAAAAAAAACGAAAAAAAGAUGCACAAGUUGCGUGAUCGUAUGUCGUGUGAAUAUUCUUCAUGUGUCCGCGCACAUAAACAGGCACAAUGCACUUACGUUUUCGUUUGUUGCACGAUAUUUGAUGCUGUAAUUCCAACUGUAUAUUACGUUUUUGGAUACCUGAAAGAUUUUAGAGACGUAUUUUUGAGACAAUUGACCCACCAGAGACAGCGAGCUCCACGAGCAUUAUCACGAGGGUAAUAACGUAAUCUCCAACUGUGAAGCAAAGGAAAAGACCGAUCUCGCGUUUUACGCUUGACACGGAUCAAUAAUUAAACGUACAAAGUAAUACUUUAAGAGAAGAUGGACGCACUCCAAGGAGACGGAUCACUGAGUAAAUUCUAAAUACGUUGGUCGAACGUUUGAAUCUGUCACCUCUCAGGUGAUGAACUAUUUUCUCUCAAGUUUAUAAGAUUGAUCCUUAUUUCUCUUAUGAUUGUACCUCUUCGAGAAAAAAGAGAAAAAAAGAAAAAAGAAAAGAGGAACUUGUUACAUGUGUCAUCGAAAGCUUAAGUCUGUCGUUGUGUGACAAAUGUGGCCUGGAAGAGUUCAAAGUGCGCUACGUCUAUAUAGCUUGCAGGUUAAUCGAAGGCCUAAUAUUAUUCCCUGCGAACGAACAUACUAAUCGAGUAUUGACUGUCGUUUAUCGCCGUAUUGUCGAGUGUGUAAUUUAUACACUAAAAAAAAGCGAAACACAAUGGAUGUGAAGAAAUCGAGCAUCAAGAUGUUCUUUCUUUCGAGCAUCGAAUGUCGUUCAUUUGCCGCUCGUGUAUAAUCCUAUUUUAUUUGUUGCGCAUUGAUCUUUGCUGAUCACGAUUAAUGAUACAGAUAUUCGGCUGCAUUUAUAUUUAGGGUAAUUUAGAAAUAUUUCGACAUGCUAAUAUCAGAAACAAAAUAAUUCCAGGAUAACUGGUCAACGUUUCCGUCGAUUGAGAUGGAUGUUUUUUUAUCUUUUCUUUAACUAUGUAAAACAGCAGAAAUCGCGGGACACAGACACUCAAAAGCAACUUUAAUUUAUAAUUGUAAGAGUAAAUUGUUCUCUUUUUAUUAGAUUAAAGAAGAUCUCAACACUCGUUUGAGAAAAUUCAGAGACUUUGUGUAAGACUGAUAUAACAAUAUAUAUUUUUGGAUAUAUAAAUAUUACAUUGAUAUAAAAAUACUAUAUUAUAAGAAAACAUUAUAUUAUUUAAAUACAGUUGUCUAACCUUUGUGCAUUUGUCACGCAUUUCCCGUGGAGUCACUUGGAACAUUCUCUGCAAUAAAACAUCCGGAUUUGUACUAUAUAUAUUAUCAUAAUAAAACCCGUUAAAAAUUUUAUAAUAAUUAUAUCGAUGAUUACUGUGAAAAUAUCGAGAUCUCCCACAUGUCGAAAUGAUUCUAAAAUACCCUAAUUCCUCGUUUUUAUUUUAUCAGCGAUAUUUAUACCAAUUGAGAAUUAUAAAUAUGAAACUGUCUCUGACCAAAACCCACUAUAUCAUAUUGAUAAGUUACAGUUUUAUUGUCAAGUCUAUUUUUUCCUCGUUUAAAUAUUGAAAUGAUAAACUUGUCAGUUCUUACAACAUAUCUAGAAUAUAUAUACGUUGUACAGCAUUGCGUUUUAAAUGUCUUUGGUUCGUCAGCCGAAAUUACAAUAUCGUGAUCCUUGUUGGAAAGAAAAAAUUUAAAUGUUGAUAAAUAUUAAAAGUAUAUAUGAGAUAUAAAUAUUAUAUAAAAAUAUAUGAGAU
Molecule: messenger RNA, 3878 nt
Organism: Odontomachus brunneus
Lineage: Eukaryota; Metazoa; Arthropoda; Insecta; Hymenoptera; Formicidae
Gene: Sytbeta
Product: synaptotagmin-5
Exons: 9
Coding region: 57-1805 (582 amino acids)
Biological process (GO): regulation of dopamine secretion; calcium-ion regulated exocytosis; cellular response to calcium ion
Cellular component (GO): membrane
Molecular function (GO): clathrin binding; syntaxin binding; calcium ion binding
Source: RefSeq, a predicted model, not a curated record